AUGAAGAGACUGGGCUUGCUUCUCCUUGUGCUUAUCCUGAUAUUUGCUGUUGGGCAGGGUACUGAUCCCGAACCGCAGUACUGGACUUGUGAUCACAGAGGACUCUGCAGACGGUACUGCUAUGCUCAGGAGUACAUGGUCGGUCAUCAUGGGUGCCCUCGGCGAUACAGGUGCUGUGCCGUACGGUUCUAA
Molecule: messenger RNA, 192 nt
Organism: Nerophis lumbriciformis (worm pipefish)
Lineage: Eukaryota; Metazoa; Chordata; Actinopteri; Syngnathiformes; Syngnathidae
Source: RefSeq, a predicted model, not a curated record